GAGGAGCUGAGACCAGCUCGGAAAGCUGCAACACUUACACUGAAGUUGGUGCUACCACCUUCCACCAUGCAAGUCAUUGCAGUCCUUCUGUGCCUACUGCUCACAGCAGCCAACUUCAGCUCCCUUCUGCUGGCUCAGCCAGAUGGUGUUAAUAUCUCCACCUGCUGCUAUAAACGGAGCCAGAGGAUUCGGGUGCAGAGACUAGAGAGCUACACAAGGAUCACCAGCAGCAAAUGCCCCUGGCAAGCUGUGAUCUUCAAGACCAAAUUUAACAGAGAAAUCUGUGCUGACCCCAAACAGCAGUGGGUACAGGAUUCCAUGAAGUACAUAGAUAAGAAAUCCAAAACUCCAAAGUCUUGAAUACUCACACAGGAACUGAAGCCAUGUCCAGACUUGAGAUGCAAACAAUCUUAUGCUCCCUGUCAUUUGUGAGACUUGAUCAAUAUACUAUAAUCCCAAGGAAAAUGAGCUAUGUGUAAUAUGAAGUAUAGUUUUUCUUCAGUUCUGAUUUUUAAAGUUACCAAUAUGUUAAUUCAGUUUGUUGUGAAUUUGGCAUGGUAUGAAUAUAAAACUCUGGAUUCACCAAGUCUCAUUAGUCCUAAAAACUUGAGAUGCUUCUCUUUGUCUACCUUGAUACAAGAUUAUGAAGGAUUUUAUAAAAAUCAGUGCAAAGUCUGUUCAAGAAAUGUUUUAGGAAGAAAACAUAAUGUUAUUAUACAAUAGAAUAUUUCAUAUGUGUAUGACAUCUGUAUUUUCAAUAAAAUAUAUUUUUGCAUU
This is a messenger RNA of Cavia porcellus (domestic guinea pig), 777 nucleotides long. RefSeq names its product mast cell protease 3 (gene Mcpt3). Gene Ontology annotation, molecular function: chemokine activity. Lineage: Eukaryota; Metazoa; Chordata; Mammalia; Rodentia; Caviidae. The record is from RefSeq and is marked provisional. Gene Ontology annotation, biological process: immune response; eosinophil chemotaxis. Gene Ontology annotation, cellular component: extracellular region. The coding region runs from base 67 to 360 and encodes 97 amino acids. The transcript has 3 exons.